Messenger RNA from Ruditapes philippinarum (Manila clam), 1907 nucleotides. Its product is annotated as sushi, von Willebrand factor type A, EGF and pentraxin domain-containing protein 1-like. The transcript has 6 exons. NCBI's taxonomy places the organism in Eukaryota, Metazoa, Mollusca, Bivalvia, Venerida, Veneridae. Gene Ontology annotation, molecular function: calcium ion binding. Bases 25 to 1302 code for a protein of 425 amino acids. The record is from RefSeq and is a predicted model, not a curated record.
UUUUUAGUUAUAGAGGACGGGAAAAUGGUAUCAGUUAGUUUAAAAACUUUUGUAACAUUAACAAUAUUAUGUAACUUGUUUUUAUCUGUAUCAUUAGACUGUCCGGGAAAUAAUGGUUUAUGUGAAUGGAUUACAUGGAGCUCUUGGUCAGAUUGCAGCCGUUCAUGCGGAGGUGGAACUCGUAAACGAGACCGGAAUACUUGUUGUAAAGCCGAACUCGCUCCUCACUUGAGAGUAUGCUUGGCUGACUGCGGUAUAAGCUAUGAUCAUUAUAUAAACUCCAUUUAUGCUAGCGAAAGUUGUAACAAUUAUUGUUAUAACGGUGGAACUUACAGAUAUGGAUAUUGUCGAUGCAGAAUCGGAUACAAAGGAACAUGUUGUGGAGAUAUUGUAACAUGCGGACAACCUAGCUCCAUUUCAAAUGGCCAUUUCACAACAGAUAAUAACAGGUACACUUACAAUGCAAGGGUUACAUACGAAUGUUCCCCGGAAUACGGUUUGGAAGGAAAUAAACAAAGAAUGUGCGCUUCCAAUGGAUAUUGGACUGGAAUUUCUCCAACUUGUCUGUAUGCGGUUUCUUGCAACAGCAGCCCUUGUAAGAACGGGGCAACAUGUACCAAUUUCUUAGGGGGCUACAGAUGCACGUGCAGAAAAGGGUGGACCGGAAAUAAUUGUGACGUUGAUAUUCAGCCCCCAGUCGUUAUGGGAUGUCCUGAAGACAGGAUGAUAAUUACAGAAAACAUGAAAACUUUACAGACAUGGGACGAGCCCGUGUUUGAAGAUCCUCACGGUACACCUGUUCAUGUCACGAAGAAUUAUCAAACCAAUUCCCACGAGUUUCCAUGGGGAGAGUUUUACAUACAGUUUGUAGCAGUGAAACCGUCAAAUGGUUAUCGGACUGAAUGUAAAUUCAAAAUUUCAGUUAAACCACAUCCAUGUAAGGAUAUGGAGCCUCCAGCUAACGGGGUUGUUGUCUGUAACAACUGGAGAACAGAUUAUACGAAAGCAUGUAUCUUCGCCUGUAAAGCUGACUACACUCUGCCAAGAGAAGCCAAACCGGACCAUUUCUAUAUCUGCGGUGCAACGGGCAAUUGGUUCCCCUCAACACCUGUCGGAAAAUGUUAUUCGAAAAAAGUGUUUCAAAGCAACAACAUCUUUACAUUUUCAAAUUGUACUGAACAGGAAGACAAAAAUUCCAUUGGAAAAUUCUACAUUGAUCUUCUCAAGGAAUCUGGAUUUAAUUCAUUAUGCGAGAACUAUCCGAAUGAUUGCAAAUCCGAGAACGUUUCUAUCAACUGUUAGCAACUGUUCAGACUUCGCGACCGUGUAUUGUGUCGUAGUACUGAGCAUAUAUAAUUUUAAAACAUGGACAAACCAUAACAAGAUUAAUGAAAUAUUACCAAUCUUACGUGAGCAGGAGCUUUCAAGUACAUGUAUAUGAAAUCAUAAAAAAGGACUAUAUAUGAAACUAUUGUUGAUAACUAAGGGUUAAGCAUUCUUGAUUCGUUAAGCAAAGGUAUAUAUUAGUAUAGAUGACGUGUCAAAAUGAUUUAGAAGUCAUCUUAAAGUGCAAACAUACGCUAUUUGAGAAACAACUAUAACAAAAAAACCCAAACAUUUUUGCACUGUUUCGUCAAACUUACCAGUUUUCAUUUUAGAAGUCACAAAAACAAAUCUUAGGUUUAAAUGCGUUUGAAGGAAAACCAGUCAUUUAAAGUGUUCAUCGGGUACUUGUUGUUUUAGUUUUAUGACCAUGCAUUUUAUUACAUAAUAUUGACAUUUCAUUAUAAAUUCGUUGAAAGAAUGCAUAUACAUAUAUACAUUUAAGUAAAUGCAGUCAAUGCAGAUAAAAGCAAAGCUUCAUUUUUGCGACACAGCUGCCUUCAUUAAUAAAAUAUGAUAAAUUA